GAAUUCGUGAAAUAUAUAAAAAUAUGUAAAAUAAACAAAGUUUCAAUUUCUAGAAGAAAAUAUUCAAAACCGUGUACGUUUAACGAUCAAUUUGAAUUUUUACUCUCACAUUUAUCCCAUUUGAAGCGACACUGGGCAAACGUUUACGUUCAUCAAGUGCUUCCACGAUUGUGUUUAAAAUUAGAUUAUGUUACGAAAAUGGGCCAAACCUUUACACCACACCACAUUCUAGACACAAAAGCAAACGCAGUCAUCUAUCCGCUGCCAGUAGCAAGUGUGACUGUAAAUAAAACAUGUCAACAGAGGAAGAGUUUGACCAAUGUCUUGGAAGUUUCCUCGGAAACGAGCAGUCCAUUGCCCUGCUGCUGGACUAUGAUGGAGCGUUAGCCGAAAUUCCGGACAGGCCGGAGCUAAGCGUUAUACCACCGGAAACGAAAGAAACGUUACGCAACAUUGUCAACAGCGGGAAGGCGUUUGUGGCAAUCAUAUCCGGGCGAAGUGCGGACGAUGUGCAGGAGAAAGUUGGCAUUGCCAACAUCAUCUAUUCCGGUAAUCAUGGGCUGGAGGUGCUUCACCCCGAUGGAACCAGACACAACCAGGCGAUUCCGAAGGCGGUAUCAGAUAACUUUGAUAGAAUGAUCGAUCAGCUUAAUGAAGAGGUUGCACAUAACGGAGCUUGGGUGCAGAAUAAGCAGUUCUCCAUCAGUCUGCACUAUCGCGACAUGGAUCCACGCUUGGUUCCGGAGAUGGUGCAGAAGGCCAGACGAAUCAUCGAGUCGCAUGGUUACCGUGCAGAUUCGGCUUACCAAGUACUAGAUGGAAAUCCUCCCAUCGAGUGGAACAAGGGACGUGCGGCGGAAUACAUCCUUGGUGCUAACUUUGACAAGGAUUGGAAGAGGAGAAAAGUUAUUUUCGCGGGAGAUGAUGCCACGGAUGAACAUGUCAUGGUAUUGCUCAAAGGCUCCGGAAAAUCUUUCCGUAUCACCCGAGGGCAGGACGUUGAAAGCAGUGCAGAUUUUAAACUUUCCUCAACAAAGUCGGUUUAUCAAAUGCUUAAAUGGUUGGAGAAAAAGUUGUGUGUAUAAAAUGGUAGAGUCGCUAAAAAAAAUACAAGUACAAAGACAAUAAUAGGUAUUGCUACUAUAACUGUUUUAAACAUGAUAAUUUAAAUUUAAAAACACUACGAAGAUGAAUGAAUGCAGUAACAAUGAUUGCUUUCGAUACAUUCAGUACCCGAAAAAUAUCUAUGCAAAACACUAUGCAAAAAAUAAAUACACUGCAGCAGUAAAAACACGUACAGCGAACGAACACUGCGUCUUUUGACGAUGCAAAUCAAAUGAAUUUAAUCCAAUCCCCGCUACCGGCCACCGCCCCGGUACACGCCCACGAACAGAGUGUCCCGGAAAACCCCCGCAAUUUGCCGAAUCACAUUUCAUUGUUCUCCUUCGGGUACCAGCGUUCGCAUUUGCUUCGAGUGCAACUGCCAACUAAACGAGGUAUAUUUGUAAUUCCAAUUUUAUGCUUCAUAUAAAUUCAAUGGGUCUGUCAUUUUCAUCGUCCUUGCUAAUGGCUGUAAAACCGGAGCAAACACGAGAAAAGAUGUAUAAAAUAAUUUCGCUUCCCUCGCCACGCGAUGUCGGCCAGGAUGAGGUGCUUGUUCGUUCGUUUGGUAGUUUCGUGUUUUUUUUUUUUUUUUGUCGCCGCGCAUUGUUGAAUAUUGUAAUUUCUAGAGUACCGAACGGGUUUGUGCAAAACAAGGAAACAGAAACACUGAGUAAUAAAAAGUGCAUGAAUGUAACAUCCUUUUUAUGGCAGCGGAUUUUCACCCAGUUACCGCGCGAUCCGAAUCUCGAAAACGAGAUAUUUCUGCCACAUACCAGUGCAGCGAAGGA
Wyeomyia smithii (pitcher-plant mosquito) is the source of this 1892-nucleotide messenger RNA. RefSeq lists its product as uncharacterized. The coding region runs from base 294 to 1085 and encodes 263 amino acids. The record is from RefSeq and is a predicted model, not a curated record. The transcript is spliced from 3 exons. NCBI's taxonomy places the organism in Eukaryota, Metazoa, Arthropoda, Insecta, Diptera, Culicidae. Gene Ontology annotation, molecular function: trehalose-phosphatase activity. Gene Ontology annotation, biological process: trehalose biosynthetic process.